AUGGAUCGCGACAGUAAGAUGACGCGACGGGCCAUUGAGGGCAUGAUCGCAGAAGGACACACGCUGGUCAUCUUCGAAGGCAACGUACUACGACUGGACUCGUGGCUCAAGACGCAUCCCGGCGGCAGCCUGGCCAUUCUGCACAUGGUGGGAAGAGAUGCGACCGAUGAAAUCAAAGUGUAA
Pseudomassariella vexata is the source of this 183-nucleotide messenger RNA. RefSeq lists its product as uncharacterized. Bases 1 to 183 code for a protein of 60 amino acids. Lineage: Eukaryota; Fungi; Ascomycota; Sordariomycetes; Amphisphaeriales; Pseudomassariaceae. The transcript has a single exon. The record is from RefSeq and is a predicted model, not a curated record.